Necator americanus (New World hookworm) is the source of this 228-nucleotide messenger RNA. RefSeq lists its product as uncharacterized. The record is from RefSeq and is a predicted model, not a curated record. The transcript has a single exon. The coding region runs from base 1 to 228 and encodes 75 amino acids. NCBI's taxonomy places the organism in Eukaryota, Metazoa, Nematoda, Chromadorea, Rhabditida, Ancylostomatidae.
AUGAAGAAAGCUGUACUUAACAACAUGUUCCGCGCGGCAAGAACCGUUUGUAGUGGACGUGAGGAGAGAAAGGAAUCAUUAACUUUGGCUCACGAAAUUGCUGUUUCGAAUGGUUAUGAAGUCCGAACGUCUGAAACGAGACGAUACCGAAGUGAACGAGCACGGCAAGUGGGAAACCCACCACAGAUAAGAUACCUCUCUGCUUUCCUUACAUCUCCGAUGAAGUGA